AGACGUGUGAUGCCCGCCCCUGGGCUAUUCGCCCUUGCCGUCGCCACCGACCCUCUGUGCCCAGAUCCGCAGACGUGUUGGCUCAAGUCUUGGGGGGCUCCGCGGAUCUACCGACCGUCGGAUGGCGCCCGACACGCUCGAGAAGCCUUCGGGGGGCAAGCUGUCGUCGUCCAAUGGCGACGGCUACAGGCCAGAUAUCGAUGGCCUCCGCGCGCUCGCUGUGCUGUCCGUGUUCGCAUACCACAUCAACAAAGCGUUGCUGCCUGGCGGCUUCACGGGCGUUGACGUUUUCUUCGUGAUCUCUGGCUACGUCGUGAUGGGUUCGCUCCUGCGAAGCUCGCCCGAUCAAUCGCAGCUGAAUGGUGAGUCCGCGAGGUUGACGGAAGUCGAUUUGGGCGAAGCUGCAUCGUCAUCAGAGUCUUCCGAUUCAGAAACACGUGGUUGCGUCCCGGCUGGGCGGGGGUCGUGGUUUGAUUUUACUCUUGAGAGCAUCAUGGGAUUCUAUGCCCGCCGCAUGAAGAGAUUAUUACCUGCGAGCGUGGCUCUCAUAUUCGUGGUCGGUCUUUUGAUUGCGGUCGUCAUCCCUCCUUGGGAGCUUUACCGCAGCAGGUAUUACAAAUCAGGAAUGCUGGGGCUUGUAGGGUGGGCGAACCAGUAUUAUGCAUCUUUGGAGAUCAGCUACUUCGACGAGGGUGCAGCCACUCUGGAGAUGAACCCGUUCACACACAUGUGGUCUUUGGGAGUGGAGGAGCAGUUCUAUCUUGUGUUUCCACUGGCCAUGUUCAUUGCAUAUCCGCAGUGUGGCCGCAUCGCGAGAUUGCCGUCCGUGUUAUUGCCCAAGGUUGUCUUCGGGUCGGCGCUGGCCCUGUCGCUGCUCACGUCGUGGUGGUUGACUGCUGCGUCGCCGCAGUACAGGGGCACGGUGGCGGAUACGAUUCCAUCAAGGCUGUGGGAGCUCAUGGCGGGAGUCAUGCUCUGCGAGCUGCACGUCUCCAGCGGGCAGGCGGUAUCCCAGUCCCUGGGCGUCCCAGGAGACCUGGUGGGGGGCGCGGCAGCCGCCCUCAUCGGCUACUCGCUGCUGCGCACCAGGGACGACCAGGGCUUCCCAUGUCCAGGGGCCCUGCCGGCAGUUCUUGGGACGCUGGCGUUCAUCGAUUCUGGUACGUCACGGUUGUCGUUCACAAGCUGGUGCUUCAGUUUCCCGGCGCUGGUCUACGUCGGAAAGCUAUCGUAUCCCAUCUACUUGUGGCACUGGCCCCUGCUCGUGCUCAGGCGGCACCUCGCUCAGGAGUCCGUGGCGUCCACGGCCCUGUGCGUUGUGCUCGUCUUCCUGCUCGCCGCCAUCUCGCACGAAGUCCUAGAGGGGCAGGUGCGGAGAUGGCGCCCGAGGAGCAAGAUUCAGUGGGAAGUGUUCGCCGUCAUGCUGCCUCUGGUCCUUGGCUGCUUGUCAUGGCUCUGGUUGCUCAAUGCCGAAGGCCUCAUGAUCUUCGGGACCACAGAGUCUGCCCUUGGAUGUGGGAGAGUGAGCCCCGCCAACGAGGCUGUUUUGCUGUCGCCGCCUCCAUCGCAGCGUAAGCUUGUCGACAACCACUGCGGUUGUUCCUACCUGGAGCCAACGUUCCACGUUCCACAGUUUGCCCAGACAGGCGAGGGAGCCAGUUCUUUAACUGCCUGCUAUCGGUAUGCACCGCCGCCACUGAGUGGCCACCAUGAUGAACCAGGCUCGCCCUUCGUCGGACCCUGUACAGUAGCAGGCAGGUCUGCGCGUUGGCGUAAGGACAGAGCGGUCUUGGCCCGACAGGCUGACGAGUGCCUUCAACCAGACAGGGGCGCAGAUAAUGACGCGAAGGCUCUUUGGCUCGCGGGGGACUCUCACUCAUCUCAUCUGGUGCCCGCCCUGGAGAUGGCGUCCAUCGGGUACUCGUUGAGGUCUUUCCGUACGACUGCUCCAUGUUCUUCCUAUUAUCAGAGGCGUUAUCCUGAGUGCGAUGCUUACGUGGAUAUGGUCACCAAGUCCGUUUUGAAGUACGCAAGACCUGGAGAUAUCUUCGUUCUUGCUGGCCGCAGACGUUCUUCACCUAACGACCUUGAGGAUUACAAGGUUUUCGUAGAAAGCUUCGCAAAGGACCUUGCGCAUGCCGGUGCUUCAUUACUGCUGCUGGGUGACGCGACGGCAUUCGGUCCUCCUGGCACCAGCUGUAUACCAACGUGCUUCACAUCAGGCGCUCGGGACGACUGCGAGAAACCUUUCGCGACGGCCAAACAUGAGCAGCGUAUUUUCACAAAUAUCUCCAGGGGCUUGGCCGCGCAGCUGCCAGGAGUUUACUUCUUCGACUUCAUGCCUUUGCUCUGUUCCGACAAGACGUGCAGCGUCUUCAUUCCUGGAACGAAUACGCUUCUCAACUGGGAUGGAGGCCACCUCACGAUCGCUGGCUCGAAGUACCUCUGGCCAUGGUUCUGUUCUGUUCUCCGGAACAUAUCGUUGGACGGGGCACCAUUCGAGCCUGUGGCCGUAGUGAAUACGUGAGAAGUCCAGUAAAUGCGUAGGACGCCUCGUGCGAAAGCACAUGGCGCAACAUCUGAGAUACCAUCUUGGACCGCCUUGAGGUCGAAAAGGCGAGCGCGUCAAACAUGCAGACACGCGACCCUUCCGCCGCGCACCGUCGACCCUGCCGUGCAACAGGAUCUUGCCGUGCGGGAAGAUCACUCUCACGCUUCGCCGUUGCCACGUUUUUUACAAUGCUCCCCCCUGGCUCUCGACGACUGUAUGACCCUCCCCCUCUUCCUAUUGUUGGGCGAGGGGCUGUGACCAUUACCGGCAUGCAUUUCCGCACGUCCGGUCCGUGCCUUGAUACCCUUGAUAGUGUUUCUCUUAUCGUCGCCCAGACUGGAGCCAAUGUUGCGUCUCGGUUAACGCUGGGGAGAAAAUGUUUGUGCAUGCUACAUAUGCCACGCAGCCUUUCGCUCCAGGCCUGGGGCGCCCACCGCCUCGAGAGAGGUAUGUUGGGAGGGGGAGGAACGGAAUUAGUGUUCCUUCCAAUGCGGGGAACUGAUCGUCGCUGGCGCCAGCAGCCAGCAUACAGCUAGUUCGCAGGCUUGUUGCCGCGGCAGAGGGGGCCAUCCCCCCUGACCAGGAUCCCGAGCAUCGUGCGAAAAUAUGCAGUGGUGGAGCGCCCGGGCCCGAAGCCUCGUGGCCCGCCAGCCUCUUCAAAGGGCUCCAUCCCUUCUCAUUGUACCCGUUAGCCAGCGUGGGCCCCGAACAGAGUGUUUCUAGCAGUCUGUGUCGUGCAACCUGUGUUGUGCAAAUUAUGUAGUGCAGUCUACGGA
Prorocentrum cordatum is the source of this 3327-nucleotide messenger RNA. NCBI's taxonomy places the organism in Eukaryota, Dinophyceae, Prorocentrales, Prorocentraceae. The record is from the annotation of a GenBank genome assembly.